AUGUUCAAUGCUCAAUUAAUCAGGUCUCGGUUAGUUGUAGAAUUAAGAGCAAUUGCAAUUCUAGUAAAUAUUACAAGAUCAAAUAUAAUGAAAUUAUUAUCCUUAGAGAAUCCAUUGAUUCCAAGUCAAUAUGAUUUAAAUAUUGAAAUUGAUCCGUUAAAUACAAAAUUUAAUGGUAUUAUAACAAUUACUUUAAAUAAAAAUAAAAAUAUUAUUAAUAUUAACGAAUUUAGUAAAUUUAAAUUGCAUGGUAAAAACUUAUCAAUUACAUCAGCUGUCUUAUUAAAUGAUGAUAAUACUACUAUAAAUUUAAAAGUAACACCUGUAAUCGAUCAGGAACAAUUCUUAUUUGAAUCACAUGAAUUAUUAUCGUUAAACGAUAAUAAAUAUCGUUUAACGAUUGAAUAUCAAGGAACGAUUAAUCAAGUAAAGACUCCCAAUGAUAAGACGCAUGGUUUAUUUAUUUCAAAUUUUAUGAAAAAUGAUAUAGCUAAUAAUUAUAUCUUGGCUACGCAUUGUCAACCUUCGUUUGCAAGAUUGAUUUUCCCUUGUAUCGAUGAACUUUCAAUCAAAACAUCUUUCAUACUAACAAUUAAAUCUUUAAGAAGAUUUAGUACAGUUUCUGUAUCAAAGAUAGAUUCAAUUGUUGAAAAUGAUGACGAAUCUUCUAACAUGAAGACAACUGUGUUUGAAAAGACAGAAUUGCUACCAACUUCACUGUUUGGAUUUGUCAUAGGUGACCUAGAAGAAAUUCAUUUAGAUUUACCUUCCACUUCCAAAGAUUCAACUAAUUUACCAAUUACUAUAUAUUCUCCAUUAAAAGUCACUCAAGCAACUUAUACUUUGGAUAUUGUUCAAAAAUAUUUACCAUUAUUAUCAAAAUUUUUCAAUUGUAAAUUUCCAUCAAAUAAAUUGGAUUUUGUAUUAUUACCUUUCUUAAAUGAUAUGGUUAUGGAAAAUUUUACAAUGAUCACGGUUCAAAUGGAUUUCUUAUUAUUCACUCCUCAAAGCUUAGCUAAUACUUCAGUAAGAAAUCAAACGAUUCAAUUAGUCGUUCAUGAAUUGGUUCAUCAAUGGAUGGGUAAUUAUAUUUCAUUCAAUUCGUGGGAAUAUUUACCAUUCAAUGAAUCCUUUGCUACUUUCUUAGCUUAUUAUUUGAUCUCUCAAAAUGAUUCAGAUAAUAAUGUUUGGGCGACUGAUAAUUAUUUGCAAAAUGAAUUAGGGAUGGCAAUGAUCCAAGACUCUGAUUUACCAACCUCAAAGAGUAUUCAUGACAGUUAUCAUCAACGUACCAACUUCACUACCACUACCACUACGGACCUUACUACAAAUGACUUGUUUGAUCCAAUCUCAUACCAAAAAGGUAUUGCAAUGUUAAGAAUGCUACAACUUUCAAUGGGUGAAGAUUUAUUCCAAAACGCAAUGGCACAGGUGUUCGAGGAUAAAGAUACGUUUCAUAAUAUCCCAGUAAAACCAAUGGACAUUUUCCAUAAGAUGGGUCAAGUAUUGAAAUCUGAAAAUGUUACAAAUUUUGUUAGUUCCUGGACUAGAUUACCAGGGUUACCUAUUGUAUCAGUACAGACAGAAAUCGAUGAAGCUUCAAAAUCUUUAAAGUCAACAUUGACCCAACAUAGAUUCUAUUCUAGUGAAAACAUUGAUCCAGAGUUUAAUCAGGAUACCAUUGAAGAUACCCCAUAUCAUAUUACUUUAUUGACUCAAUUACCAGGUAAACUCAAUGACACAAGGAAUACAUUGAUGACUGAUAGAUCCUUGAAACUGGAUUACCCAGUAACUUUAUUAAACUGUAACUCUCAAGGAUAUUAUCGUGUGUCUUACGAGACUCAAGAAUGUUACGACGAAAUUUGCAAGGAAUUGACUCUUGGUAAUAUUGAUGAUAUCAGUUUGUUCAAAAUCUUUCAAGAUAUUUCAUUUUUCCUCGGUAACAAGUUUUUCCAAAAAUCAAUCCAUAUUUCUGGUACAAUGCAAAUCUUGAACCAUAUCGCUUCCUCACCUAAGGAUAUCACUUUGAAAUCAUUAACCCUCUGGAAAUCAUUAUCCGAGGGAUUAUCUUUAUUACAAACCAUAGUCCAGGCUGCCGUAGUUCAUAACAGAAGAGCCAUCAUUACAAAGAUAACAAAACUUGUCACAAAAUUAUCUGAAAAAGUGGAUGAUUGGUCUGUCGAAACACUUUCUCAAGUCCAUGAUUCUUAUGAAUUGAGUUCUUUAUCUAAGAUCAUCGCACUAACAAGUACCACAAAACCAACAGAAGAAAUUUGCCAGGAAUUAUUUAAGCACAUUAGGCAAGGUCCUAAGGAUCUAAUUCCUAUAGAAUUGGUCAGCAGCAUCUAUAUGACUGUCAGUUACCAAAUGACAUCUAUCAAAGAUUGGAAGAAAUUAUUUGAAUUGGUAAAGACAUCUUCAGGUAUUGCAUCCCAUAUUAUUGAUUUUAACUCUACAUCGGAAAAUGAGAAGAUUAUUACUUUACAAAAUUUAGCCAUCACUAAUUUAGGAUUUGUCACAACAGAAGAAUUAAUUACUAGAUUGUUAAAUUUCAUUGAUACAAACAUUGCAGCUGGAGGAAUUGAAAAUGCAUUCAUUGGUGCCAAUUACAAUGCACAAGUGAUUAUAAACAAGAAGGAUAACACUAAAGUUCGUGAUGCAGUUUGGAAAUGGUUCAAAUUACAUUAUUCUGGAUGGAAGAGAAACCUAACUAAAAAUGGGGCCAGCGAUGGACGCGGUGAAGAGAAACUAGAGAAGAUCACAUUCAUGGUCUUACAAAUGUUUGUUGAAUCAUCAAAACUGAUUGAAAAAUACGAAAAAUUUGAAGAAAUCAAACCCGUCUGGGAAACAUUGCAACGUGAAGAUCGUUCUAAUUGUACUAUAAUUUCUGGUUUCUCUAAAUAG
This is a messenger RNA of Maudiozyma barnettii, 2904 nucleotides long. RefSeq names its product Tma108p (gene TMA108). The record is from RefSeq and is a predicted model, not a curated record. Gene Ontology annotation, molecular function: metalloaminopeptidase activity; zinc ion binding; peptide binding. Lineage: Eukaryota; Fungi; Ascomycota; Saccharomycetes; Saccharomycetales; Saccharomycetaceae. Gene Ontology annotation, biological process: peptide catabolic process; proteolysis. Gene Ontology annotation, cellular component: cytoplasm. The transcript has a single exon. Bases 1 to 2904 code for a protein of 967 amino acids.